AUGGCUAGUGCGGAGUUCGACCGUCGUGUUCGACGCUCUGCCGGGGUCGUCCCAAAAACUCCCACAAAAACCACUCCUCGUGGUGAUCGAUCCGAUCUGGAUUCAGACGAGUUGAUGAGCAGACUUAAUCAAGUUGCCUCAACGCCGGCUGCCACUCCCCCAUCCCGUAAGAGAAUUAAGGUGUAUGGCGAUAGAUAUAUCCCAUCGAGAGAUGUUGAUAUCCAAGCAGCCUUCAAUCUGGCCACAGCCAUCGGAUCCCCUUCCACUCCCUCCAAGCCUCGAAAGAGAGCUCCAAAUGGAGAGUUGAAUCACCAGCAAAAGGAACAAGCGGAUAGAACAUAUCAGUCUGUUCUUAAAAGUGAAAUAUUCCCAACUAUCCCGCAAGCUCCAGAUAGUAGGGAAAUCACAAAUUAUACGGAGAGGUCCAUUGUUGCCACUCCUCCUUCUAUCCACCAGAGCACACGUGCGGUGGACUUUGAUAUCCCACAAACACCUCGUUCUUCCAACAUCCUCUCAUAUGGCUCUCCAGUUUCGAACAGGUCUACUGGCAGACGCCAUAUGGAUCCCCGAGCUGACAUCUACUCUCUUUCCCCCAUCCGCUAUGAUUCCCAGAGGAUGCUUCUCUCCCCCCGAAGGCAAGUUCGCACUGUCUCUAAGGUCCCAUACAAGGUCCUUGAUGCUCCAGACUUGGCCGACGACUUCUAUCUCAAUCUUGUUGAUUGGGGUAGCACCAAUAUUCUUGGUGUCGGACUAGGAAGCUCAGUCUACAUGUGGAACUCGGUUUCUGGUCGUGUUACAAAACUUUGUGAUCUUGGUGAAGAUCUUGUCACCAGUGUCUCAUGGAUCCAGCGUGGAUCUCAUGUUGCCAUUGGCACCAAUAAAGGCUUUGUCCAGAUCUGGGAUGCCGAGCGAUGCCGUAGGCUUCGAACCAUGACUGGACACACAAUGCGUGUUGGUGCAUUGGCAUGGAAUGAGCAUAUUCUCACUUCAGGCUCGCGAGAUCGAACCAUUUAUCACCGCGACGUUCGUACUCCGGACCAAUUCAUGGCUCGACUGGUUGGUCACAAGCAAGAGGUCUGUGGUCUUAAGUGGAACCCAGAUGACAACCAACUUGCCUCCGGUGGUAACGACAAUCGCCUUUAUGUCUGGGACAAAACCAACACUUCCCCACUGUACAAAUUUAAUGAACAUACAGCUGCCGUUAAGGCAAUUGCUUGGUCUCCUCACGCCCGUGGCACCCUUGCUUCCGGUGGUGGUACUGCCGAUCGCCGUAUCAAGUUCUGGGACACGCUCCGUGGGGUUGCCACCAAUGAGAUCGAUACUGGCUCUCAGGUCUGCAACCUUGCCUGGUCAAAGAACUCGAACGAGAUCGUCUCCACUCAUGGAUACUCUCAAAAUCAGAUUGUCGUUUGGAAGUAUCCUAGCAUGCAGCAAGUCGUUUCUCUCACUGGUCAUACUUACAGGGUAUUGUAUCUUGCUAUGAGCCCGGAUGGUCAAGUCAUCGUCACUGGUGCCGGUGACGAAACCCUUCGGUUCUGGAAUUGCUUCACCAAGGAUAAGACAAAGACUCGCACGCUGAGUCUUCUCGAUGGAAUGGAUCAAAUCCGUUGA
Orbilia oligospora ATCC 24927 is the source of this 1611-nucleotide messenger RNA. RefSeq lists its product as uncharacterized. Gene Ontology annotation, molecular function: protein binding; anaphase-promoting complex binding; ubiquitin ligase activator activity. The record is from RefSeq and is a predicted model, not a curated record. Bases 1 to 1611 code for a protein of 536 amino acids. The transcript has 5 exons. Gene Ontology annotation, biological process: anaphase-promoting complex-dependent catabolic process; positive regulation of anaphase-promoting complex-dependent catabolic process; positive regulation of ubiquitin protein ligase activity. Gene Ontology annotation, cellular component: anaphase-promoting complex. NCBI's taxonomy places the organism in Eukaryota, Fungi, Ascomycota, Orbiliomycetes, Orbiliales, Orbiliaceae.